Molecule: messenger RNA, 755 nt
Organism: Echinops telfairi (small Madagascar hedgehog)
Lineage: Eukaryota; Metazoa; Chordata; Mammalia; Afrosoricida; Tenrecidae
Product: RNA polymerase II subunit A C-terminal domain phosphatase SSU72-like
Exons: 1
Coding region: 1-585 (194 amino acids)
Biological process (GO): termination of RNA polymerase II transcription
Cellular component (GO): mRNA cleavage and polyadenylation specificity factor complex; nucleus
Molecular function (GO): RNA polymerase II CTD heptapeptide repeat phosphatase activity
Source: RefSeq, a predicted model, not a curated record
AUGCCAACUUUGCCCUUGCGAGUGGCAGUGGUGUGCUCGAGUAACCAGAACCGUAGCAUGGAGGCACACAACAUCCUCAAAAAACGAGGAUUCAACGUGCGAUCCUUCGGGACAGGUUCCCACGUAAAGCUCCCCGGGCCCACUCCAAAUAAGCCAAACGUCUAUGAUUUCAGAACCACGUAUGCUGAAAUGUUCAAUGACCUUUGCAUAAAGGACAAAGAACUCUACGGGCAGUCCGGCAUCUUACUCAUGUUGGACAGAAAUAAACGAAUAAAGCCCCGACCAGAAAGGUUCCAGGAAUCCAAAGAUGUGUUUGAUCUCAUCAUCACCUGUGAAGAGAGAAUCUACGACCAAGUAUUGGUAGAUCUUAAUUCCCGGGAGCAGGAGACCUAUCAGCCAGUUCAUGUGGUCAACGUGAACAUCCAGGACACCCUGGACGACGCUACCCUGGGGGCGUUCCUCAUUUGUGAGCUGUGCGAGAGUCUCCAGCAGACUGAAGACAUGGAGAACGAGAUCGAAAAGGUGCUGCGGGAAUUUGAAAAGAAGUACCGGCAGGCUUUCCUGCAUACUGUCUGCUUUUACUGACAAUGCAGGGGAGGGAGGCCCCAGUGAAACCGCUGCGUAGCCUGGUCUUUUUGCACACGUCUUCUUUCGCUGACUUGAGAUGGACCUACUGCUUCAAGGUCUCAUUUAUGAACACUUUUCCUCUCUAAUUGAGCCUUUGCCUUUGCUUUUACGGAGCCUUGCCAAAUAAG